AACGGUGUCCACCCGUUCGUUUUAUUCACUGAAACCUGAAGCAAAGACGGAAACAACUGCGAGGCAUCCUCUCGGGCACCUUUUCUUCUCUGACGCGGCUGUGCUGGGGGCGUGUCCGUGUUGACAGACCCUCCUGCCAUCUGAGAUUAGUUAGCCGAACAUUAUCCUGCUAUCAACUUUACAGGGAGGCUGUCUACUUACGUUGACAGAAGAUGUUUUUUGCCAAAAGCCUUAUCAGUGGCAUCAUUGAUGUUGUCAGCAACAUCGACCCAGCCCAGUUUGUCCCCUCUGAACCUCCUCCACCACGCAGGCCUGCUGUGUAUGCGGAGCAGCACGAGAGCGAUGAGGAGAAGCAGUUCCGCAGAGUCUUCCAGCAACUCGCUGGAGAAGACAUGGAAGUAAGCCCAACUGAGCUGAUGAACAUCUUGAACAAAAUCAUUUCAAAACGUGGAGACCUGAAGACGGAUGGUUUCAGCAUUGAGUCGUGUAGGAGCAUGGUGGCAGUCAUGGAUAGUGACAGCACUGGAAAACUCGGCUUUCAUGAAUUCAAACACCUCUGGAACAAUGUAAAGAAAUGGCAGGGAGUGUACAAGUCCUACGACACAGAUGGCUCCGGUGUCAUUGGUGCAGAUGAGUUGCCCAAUGCCUUCAGAGCUGCAGGCUUCCCCCUCAACGACCAGCUGUUCAACAUGAUCAUUCGCAGAUACAGCGAUGAAAGUGGGAACAUGGAUUUUGACAACUACAUUGGCUGCCUUGUGAGGCUGGAUGCCAUGUGCCGUGCCUUCAAGACCCUGGAUAAAGAUGGCAAUGGGACAAUCAAAGUCAAUGUUCAAGAGUGGCUUCAGUUGACCAUGUACUCUUGAGUCCAGAGGUCGUCUCUCCUGCUUGUUUUAUGGAACCACUUUCUUAUUUUCUACACAGUACAACAUAUUUUAGCAACUAUCCCCACUAACCUGUUUUUUUUUCUUCAGAAAAUCCUGUGUGCACAGGUUUCCUUGAAUGUUAAUGGAAUGCAAGUUUUGUGUUCACUGUUCCAUUAUACAUGCAAAAGACAGAAUUUGCCAGUAUUUUAAAUGUUACAGCAACCGAGAGAAGCACAAACCCUUACUCAUUAAAGAACCCUCAGCUGAGGUUCAAAGCAGGAUUCAGGAGCAUAAAGAUGAUCGUAUGUUUAAUUAGUGUCAUUUGAUCUGCUUGUUUGCCAUUUACGUUCGAUCUUCCUCAUGCCUGGGGAGGAAGGCCAACAUCCAAAUGUUUUCAUAGUGAAUUUUGUGAAAAAACGUUAAAGCAGCGAACCUUAUAUGCCUGGUAUUAGUUUUACAUAGUGUAUGUUAUGCUGCGUUCCACUGCGUGGAACAGCUCAACUUACUCGGACUAGUUUCCCAUUUGGAUCAGUUGUGUAUAGUACUUGGUCCAUGGUAAAAAAAAAAAUCAGAAGCACCUCAGCCAAGAUUCAAAGCAACGUUAAAAUGCUGAAGACCACUUAUUUGUCAGAGGGAAUCAUGAAAGGUUGCUGUUGAAAGGAUUGGAUAGGUCUUCUGUUUAUGUGACAGUCUCAAUGGUGUGGCUUUGUCGAACAGUUGAUCAACCCGUCACACUGAGGGGGGUACUCUCAGGCGGAAACAGAAAACACAAAAGCUUCUGGUACCAACAUUUUUGGAGUUGAGUAGAGCCGUACCAUACAGUAGACACACAGCUUUAUAAGGGUCUGUGACAUUAGUUUUUUUCUGAGCCUGUGAAAUUGCUACAUCCUUAGCUGUGGCUUAGUUUGCCAUGCUUUUUGUUUCAACGACCACCUACGAAGGUGUUUCCAUCUUUCCAAUAUCGGUCUAGGAACAGUGUGGGUGUGUAUGGACUUUUUAAGUGGCAUCUUCAUCUCUGCUGUUAUUCUUUUCACAUGUAGCGUUCAUAUAAAUGCAGGAAGUUUUGUGACCCCCUAAGAUAAUUUUAAGAAAAAGCUCCAACCAAUUUCACCCAGAACAGAGAACUACACGUACUUCACACUAACUGAAAACAUCUGUGAGGAUGUGCAGGGCCUUUAGGUUUGUUAUGGCAAAACCAGAAAUCCGUACUGUAAAGGUCCUAUAUAUGGCAUUCAGAGCUGCUAACUACUACUAGCUAUGUAAACAUAUUGUGUAGUUUUGUCUACCUGAGCAGAGAAUGAGGCCACUCCCCUCUGUGUGUUUUAAUCCCAGUGUCUCUGUGCUUUGUUUACUUAGCUAGUUUCUGCAUGCAUGCAAGUCUCUGUGUGUUCACUGGCUAGCUAAUUUCUGCCGCUGUGCUAUGCGCUAACACAGCACUUAAUGCUGAUAACAUCUCUGCUAACACCUAUAAUGCCACUUUAAGUUCAAACAGGGAGUAAACACAUCAAAUGUUCAGGUAUUGUGGCUUAGUAAACCUCUUAACAGGUUGAAGUUGGAUGGAUCUAUUUUGAGAAUCAUUUGUGGUCACCAAAUCCCAUUUACUCAUAAAAAUCAUAGGGUGCAGUUGUACCAUUCUAAUCGGUGCAACACCACAGGAAUGUAAUGAAAUGGCUCUAACUGUUUAUUAGACCAAAAUGAAAUGGUCUUUGUGAAACCAGCCCCAAACCCAUUGACAUGAUAUUUUUGUUCCAAAUAAUAAGGUUGAUAUGUGAAUUAUGGCACUUUUGCACUGCAGCCUAACUCAAGCAGAUCAUGCUAUAAUACACUCCAUUAUUUUUGCACUAAGUUGCAUUGCAUUGAUUACAGUUAAUGCAUAGUGGUCAGGAAUGCCAGUGUCCUUUCCUAAUAGAAAUAUCUAACAACUCAAGAGACAAUGUUUUGUUUGGCAAUUAAUAUUUAAAAUAUAAUGUGUAAUGCUGGUAAUACAACUCUGCCAUGGUAUUCUCUAUGUUCAGCUAACCAUUACUUAUCACUGUACUGUGUACUUAUUCAAAUUGCCUGCACCAGAUAAUGCCAGCACAACCUGUAAAUUGAUAAUAUAUAUAAUGUGUAUGCCACUAAUGCAUGCAGCCAAUAGCAAAGGUGCCAAUAGUAAACAUUUUUAACCAUGUAGUUUGCCACAGUCAUUUAACUGUUAAUAAUGCUUAGUAAAAUAAAUACCUGUGCCAUAUUUGGAAUAAUGUUA
Molecule: messenger RNA, 3108 nt
Organism: Eleginops maclovinus (Patagonian blennie)
Lineage: Eukaryota; Metazoa; Chordata; Actinopteri; Perciformes; Eleginopidae
Gene: capns1a
Product: calpain, small subunit 1 a
Exons: 11
Coding region: 213-863 (216 amino acids)
Cellular component (GO): calpain complex
Molecular function (GO): calcium ion binding
Source: RefSeq, a predicted model, not a curated record